CAGGUGGGCGGGUCUUUGUGGGUCGGCUCUAUCAACAGUAUGGCGGACGAUGGCGACAGUACGAGUGGAGCGGUUGACACUAGUGGCGGACAGAGAACUUCAGAGGAGUCUGACGGGUUCAGUAUUAGCGGGAUUCUGUUAAAUUUAAGUAUUUUAGUUUUAGUGGUUACGAUCUGCUAUGUUAUUUAUCGGCGAUGGGGUAAACGGAUUGGUGCUGACGCGGCCCAGGCAGGCGAGGCCUCAUCUCUUCCAAAGAUGAGAAGACGUGAUUUCACUUUGGAGCAACUUGGGGAAUACGAUGGACUUCAAAACCCCCGGAUCAUGAUGGCAGUUAAUAUGAAAGUAUUCGAUGUUACCACCGGCAAAAAGUUUUAUGGUCGAGACGGUCCAUAUGGUAUCUUUGCGGGCCGGGAUGCAUCGAGGGGUCUGGCCACGUUCUGUUUGGAGAAAGACGCCCUGAGGGAGGAGUACGAUGACCUGUCAGACCUCAACGCUGUUCAGAUGGAGUCCGUCAGAGAGUGGGAGAUGCAGUUCAUGGAAAAAUAUGAUUAUGUUGGUCGGCUAUUAAAGCCCGGGGAUGAGCCUUCAGAAUACACGGAUGAAGAGGACAUCAAGGACCACCUGAAACAUGACUGAACUGUUGCCCUGUUCUGUUCACACCACCAACCAAAGCCAGGACCCAGACAGCUGCCAGCGCCCGCCUGCCCCUUCCCCGCCCUCCUCUCUCCCCCGCCUUCCCUCCCCAGCCAUUCUUCCUCCUCUGAUUGGAUGGUCCAGUGGGCAGGCUCUGGACUGACUCCUCCCCUCCACCAUACAGAUCACCACCAACAGAAACCAAUGUUGACAAACUGUUUCAGGGGGAUUUGAAGGACAUUAACUCGUCUGGGUUUUGUGCUGUUAGAAUAUCUGAAAAAGGAAAAGAAAGAAAACAUUGCUAGAAUGCUAGAAUUUUCCUUGUGAUGUCACGGUUCUCUUCAUGUAAACAGAAACAGAGUGGUUGUCAAGCUGAGAGGUUGUGAUGGUCAGAGAAGACUGGGUGGAAAGGGAGAGCUUUUAAGUUUUGUUCUUAUCCCUCCCCUCAACUGCUUUAGCAUUCGAUUUUUAACCUUAUCAAUCAAUUAAAUCGAUUGCCUGUGGGACUUAUGUUGAAGAAAAAAACAGUAGUUUAACUUUCCCCAAUUGAAAAGGCAGUGCUGUGGCCUAACCAAAGGCAACGGGAGGUGAGUUAUAUGUUCCUGUGUUGGUAGUGUGUACACUACUAGGUUCUCUCUAUCAACAUCUCCUUCUGUUUGUGGGGUUCCAUGUGAUUCUAUGUGUGUGUGUGUGUGUGGGGGGGGG
This is a messenger RNA of Salvelinus fontinalis (brook trout), 1338 nucleotides long. RefSeq names its product progesterone receptor membrane component 2 (gene pgrmc2). The coding region runs from base 40 to 636 and encodes 198 amino acids. The record is from RefSeq and is a predicted model, not a curated record. Lineage: Eukaryota; Metazoa; Chordata; Actinopteri; Salmoniformes; Salmonidae. Gene Ontology annotation, cellular component: endomembrane system; membrane. The transcript has 3 exons.